Messenger RNA from Leguminivora glycinivorella, 907 nucleotides. It is a transcript of the gene mRpL9, whose product is annotated as 39S ribosomal protein L9, mitochondrial. The record is from RefSeq and is a predicted model, not a curated record. Gene Ontology annotation, cellular component: ribosome; mitochondrion. Gene Ontology annotation, biological process: translation. NCBI's taxonomy places the organism in Eukaryota, Metazoa, Arthropoda, Insecta, Lepidoptera, Tortricidae. Bases 97 to 855 code for a protein of 252 amino acids. The transcript is spliced from 5 exons. Gene Ontology annotation, molecular function: structural constituent of ribosome.
UUGUCCGAAUCCGAGAUUCUCCUAACCUAUUUCAUUAAGUUGCAUAUUUACAAAAUAGUGAACUUGAUACAAUUAAUUAUAGAUUAUUGUGCAACUAUGUUAGGAAUACGUUCUCUUCUAAACAACAUAGUUAAUGCGCAGACUGUGCUAACACAGCAAACAAGAACAACAUUUGUGCUGAAGAGGAAAUGGCCACCACCAUUGCACAAGAGAAAUAGCAGACCGACAAAGCUGAGAGGUCGUCACUUCGUGUACGAUCUGGUUGAAGACACAAACGUUGUCAAACAGCCUGAUAUGAAAGUCAUUUUGAAUCAGUAUGUCGAAGGUGUUGGUAAUGCAGGAGAUGUACUCACCUUAAGACCCAAUGAGGCCUACAGAGAUUAUUUGAUGCCAGGUCUAGCAGUGUAUUUUAAUCCUAAGAACAUGGAGCUAUACAAAGUUGAUGAAAACAAACCUAAAACUGAAGAUACUUUCAGUUCUCCCUAUGUCCAAAGGACUAUGAACUGCCUUUCCCGGCUGGUUCUACAAAUCACAAUGAACAAACGAGAACCCUGGACUCUAGAGCCAUGGCAUGUCAAGGCAUCAUUUAGAAAGGCAGGCUUUGUGGUCCCCGAACAUGCAAUCACAAUGCCUCCAGGCAAAAUUAAUGGGCCUGACAUGUCUCUCCAAGAAAAGGAAUUUUAUGUGACUGUUACAAUAAAUAAAAAAGAGACAGUCAAUGUGCGAUGCAGAAUUCACCACUGGGCUACGGGGCUGGACAGACUCCCCUGGGUAGAGUACCAUUGGAAGAAGCCUGCGGAACCACUCUUCCCUGCACAAGCUGAAGUGCUGCAGAACAUGCCUCUUCCAAAAUAAAUCCAUCAUGAGCUAAUGUAGUCAUAACGCAAUACAAAACUAGAACAGUAAA